Molecule: messenger RNA, 3753 nt
Organism: Lates calcarifer (barramundi perch)
Lineage: Eukaryota; Metazoa; Chordata; Actinopteri; Centropomidae
Gene: srlb
Product: sarcalumenin
Molecular function (GO): GTP binding
Source: RefSeq, a predicted model, not a curated record
UCAGAGUUCUCCUGGCAGCCAUCAUGAAGGGUACAGUCUCGAUCUGCUGUUUCCUCUCCCUGCUGCUUUUGCAGGCCACAGCAGAAGAAGAAGAUUUCACCUCCGUCCUCAGAGACAGAUCUCACAUCGAUGAGACACUGCGACUUGCUGCUGAGGAAAAAGCAGGAGACUAUGCAGCGGCUCUACAGAGGUUGCGGAAGAUAUAUCACACAUCCAUCAAGCCGAUGGAGCAGGCCUACAAGUACAAUGAGCUGAGGCAGCACGAGAUCUCAGAUGGAGAGAUCACUUCCAAACCCAUGGUCCUCUUCCUGGGACCCUGGAGUGUAGGAAAGUCCUCCAUGAUCAAUUACCUCCUGGGCUUAAAUGACAGCCCCUAUCAGCUCUACACAGGAGCUGAGCCUACUACCUCUGAGUUCACCGUUAUUAUGCACGGGGAAAAAAUCCGCUCUGUCGAGGGUAUUGUUAUGGCAGCAGACAGCUCUCGUUCUUUCUCGCCCUUGGAGAAGUUUGGCCAAAACUUCCUAGAGAAGCUGAUCGGUAUUGAGAUGCCCCACAAGCUGCUCGAACGUGUGACCUUUGUGGAUACACCGGGAAUCAUUGAGAACCGCAAGCAGCAGGAGAGAGGCUAUCCUUUCAAUGAUGUUUGCCAGUGGUUCAUUGACCGUGCUGACCUGAUCUUCGUGGUGUUUGACCCCACCAAGCUGGAUGUUGGCCUGGAGCUGGAGAUGCUCUUCCGUCAGUUGAAGGGUCGCGAGUCCCAGAUCCGCAUCAUCCUAAACAAGGCUGACAACCUGGCCACCCAGGACCUAAUGAGAGUCUAUGGAGCACUUUUCUGGAGCUUGGCUCCUCUCAUCAAUGUGACUGAACCCCCCCGCGUCUACGUCAGCUCCUUCUGGCCAUAUGACUAUGCACCUGACACCAGUCGUGAGCUCUUCAAGCGAGAGGAAAUCUCUCUUUUGGAAGAUCUGAACCAGGUGAUUGAAAACCGCAUGGAGAACAAGAUUGCCUUCAUCCGCCAGCAUGGCAUCCGUGUGCGCAUCCACGGCCUGCUGGUGGACCGCUAUGUCCAGACCUUUAAAGAGAAGAUGAGCUUCUUCAGCGACCCUGAACUAGUCUUUAAGGAGAUUGUGGACGACCCAGACAAGUUCUACAUUUUCAAAUCUAUCCUAGCCAAGACCAACGUCAGCAAGUUUGACCUGCCCAACCGUGAUGCUUACCGUGACUUCUUUGGCAUCAACCCCAUCGCCAACUUCAAGCCCCUUUCGGCUCAGUGCUCCUACAUGGGAGGAUGCCUGCUGGAAAAGAUUGAGAAGGCAAUUACCAAUGAGCUGCCCGCCCUUCUGAGCAGCAUUAACUCUGGCAAACAGCCUGGCCUGUCCUCCUGCGAGGCUACCGGCUGUGGUGAGAAGCCAAAGAAUCGGUACCGGAAGAACUGAAAAACACAAAAUAACUUGAGUGGGGGAAGUAAGGAGAAAGAGGAGGUGAAGAGAAGGGGCCUGGUGGAAGCCAACCCUGCUUUUGUCAGAACGCCUGUAUUGUUGAGGAGACAGAGGAGAUGAAAUUAGUGUUUGUUUGUUUUUUUCCUCAGGAGAAUAUGAGGAGGUGAAUUUAGGAGUCGUGGGAAUGACGCAGAUAGUGGGAGGGAAGAGUAAUUGUUUGAUAAGGCAGCUUAAGGACACAAGUGCUGAAGAAAUGAGAACAUGCCACUGAUCACAGAGUUUUGUUAAAAUGCACACCCUCCUCUCUCCCUUGCACAAUCACAGUGGACUGUCUGCGUUUUCGGGGUUGAGGAAGUAGCGUUGUGAAGAAAAACAGAAAUGGAAAAAAAAAGAAAGAAGUAAGAUCAAAUAAAAAUUGAAAAUCCUGAGACUGAAAACAGUCAAAUACCAGCUCCCUUGUAUGUGAAUAAAAUGGGAAAAGUAGAAACAGGAGUUGCAAAUUUGUGUUGUAAAAUCUAGAGAAUUGCUUUGCAGCAGGUCAAUUCCAUAUGCUUCAGAAGUUGUUUUUGAAGUAGCCUUUUUGUGGGUGCUAUACAAAGCCUUUGUGUUUGGGUGGUCAUCCAAACUUUCAACAUAGAUUAACAUUAACAUUGCAUGUUAGAUGUCACAUCUUAUUUUACAAAUGCAUGUAUGUUCCUCCUAACAAACUCACACAAUAGUUCCUCAUGAUACUGACACCUGAACCAGCCUUGCCAUGCAACAAAUGAGGCCUUUUUUUUCUUAGUUUUAUUCGCUCAUCAGUCUUGGUUGUUGACAACCUGUGAAAUGAGCACUGUCAUGGAAGCAGAGGUCAGGGUUCAAGGGUCAGAGUCUUCAGAGCAGGGUGGAUACGUUCAUUCUGUUUCACUUCUUAACUGUUCUUACUGUUUCUGUUUGUCUAUAGAUUUGCUGCUUUGGCAGAAAUUCAAUACAAUGUUAUGAAUAUUUUUUUCCUACAACAAUAAGCUUCCCAGCUUUUUUAGCUGAAUGACCACAUAAGAAAUGACACGAGAAUGUGUUUGAAUUAUAGCUGUCUUUAUCCAUUUGUUCUGCCAUUUCUUCUGCAGGCAAGAAAGGUAUUUAUUGAUUUUUCUGUGUAAACUUUCCAAAUGGGCAUUGAAGUAGGCUGUGUCUGUGUACUGAACAAUCCUGCUGCACAAUCUGACAAACUCUCACUUUGUGGGAAAAAAAAGUGGCCUGGAGAUAAUAGAGAGGAAAAGGUGAAGUGGAGGACUCAUGAGUUGACCCCUGACCUCUGUGGAAAGAAGGAAGUCCUAAAUAUUGACCCUCUACGAGAAAGGUUUGGAGUGAUACACUGUAGAUAGACACUUCAGAUACACACAUCUUUCAGCUGGGUGCAGAAACUUUUUGGAGUCUUGUCGUUACCUUAAGAUUGCUAGACCACCUGCAGCAACUCCAGGAAGUUACUGUGCCUGUCCAAGACUGUGUUUUGUUUUGUUUUGUUUUGUUUUUACAGAUUAAACAAACAUGAUACAAUGUGUUAAUUAGGGAGCUUUCGUGGUGAAGGUAGGUGGACUUUGUUACCUUUUGAAAGAAGCGGUUAACAGUUUCUCCCUGUUUUCAGACUGCAUGCUAAGCUAAGCCAACCAGCUGCUGGCUCCAGCUACAUAUUUAGAGAACUCUACAGAUAUGACAGUGGUAUCAAUCUACCAAAAUGUCAAACUACUGCUUAAAAUUCAGGGUCCUAAAUCAUCAAAGAUUAGGUAGGUAGUAAUAUCUACAAGUCCAAAAAGCACCAAGUUAUCCCACAGACCCAUCCCAGUUCUCUCUUUGUACUCCCUAACUAACCCCAUAGUGCAGAGUGUUUUCAUGACUAAAAUCUGAAGCAUAAUGGAAAAGAAAACUGACAAAUAAACCCCAGUGAAUCUCACAUUUGCUUAAUUUUCUCCAUUUCUCUGAGUGUAUGUGUUCCACAGGAUGUGUUUGGUAUGUUUACACUGCAGAUCCAGAACAUGCCCACUAGAGAGUGCUGUGUAAAAGUGUAUAAAGUUAUACAGACCACUAACUAACACCCAUUGUGGCAACAGUUUAUAGUGGGGUGAUAGCUCAGGCUAACAAUGUUGUGUGGUUGUGCUUUUGGUAUAUUUCAGUAUCAAUUAUCUUAAUUUACCUGUGAAUUAGAUCUGGAAUGGAUGUGUGUCCCAUUAAAGUAGUUGUUGGCUCACUUUUUUUGUUUUGGUAUAAAAUUUAAAUUCAUCUUGGCCCAAUUUUUGGAAGCUUGAUCAUCAAGAAUAAAGAUUUCUGAUUGACUAGA